CCUCUCUGAAAAAGGUUUGUCGUUUCAUUGGUGGAGGACUUGUCGUCAUUUGUGACUCUCGCGGUACUGCAAAGCGAAGAUGGCGGCCGAACUGGUGGAAGCGAUGAACAUGGUGAAAAGUUUCCGGGUCUCAGACCUACAAACGCUGCUGGCCUCAAUGGGUCGCAGCAAAAGUGGUCUGAAGCAGGACCUUGUGGGUCGUGCACUAAGACUAGUGCAAACAGAGUACAGUCCAGAACUCUUGAAGAAUGUCCGGCAGCUUUACGAGUCUCGUUUCCCUAAAUCAGCCGCUUGGCUGCCAGCACGACGUCCGGAAGGCGUCCCAGUGGCAUAUUCAUCCCUCAGCUCCUCUCCAUCAUUGACCUCACAGGGCCCAGACUACCUCAACGGGAUUUCCAAACCGCUCCAUCCGCCUGCAGCAGAGGUCCGGCUGGUCCCUCUGCCCUUCUACCAAACCUUAGAGACGCUUCUGCCACCAACAGAGCUAAUUGCCCACAACAGUGAAAAAUUACAGGACAGUCAGUGCAUCUUUGAAUUAACACCACUGCAAGCGGACCAGAUUCGAAAUGCAAGUGAGCUUCGCCCAGGGAUCCGAUCAGUCCAGGUGGUUCUCAGAAUCUGUUACUCAGACCUUAUUGGCGUUCAGGAGGACCAGUAUCCCCCCAACAUUGCUGUCAAAGUCAAUCAGUCCUACUGUCAUGUACCGGGUUAUUACCCCUCAAAUAAGCCUGGAGUUGAACCUCGUCGUCCUUGUCGUCCUAUUAAUAUCACACCCUGGUUGCAUCUCUCAAGCGUCCCUAACAGAGUCACCAUCACCUGGGGGAACUUUGGCAAGCGUUACUCUGUGGCGGUGUAUUUGGUGCGGGUCUUCACAGCAGCAGACCUCUUUAACCGGCUCAAGCUCUGCUCAGUUGAGAGCGCAGAACGCUGUCGAGAACGCAUUCAAGAUAAGCUUCGCUUUGAUCCAGAAAGUGAAAUUGCAACCACUGGCCUCAGAGUUUCUUUAAUCUGUCCACUGGUGAAGAUGCGGCUCGGGGUGCCGUGCCGAGUUUUAACCUGCGCCCAUCUUCAGUGUUUCGACGCAGUUUUCUUCCUGCAGAUGAAUGAGAAGAAGCCCACAUGGACUUGCCCUGUGUGUGAUAAGCCUGCUCCUUUUGAACUGCUUACGAUCGACGGGUUAUUAUCUGAGAUUCUCAAAGAGACGAGUGAAGAAAUAGAGGAGAUCGAGUACCUAACAGACGGCUCCUGGCGACCAAUCAGAGACGACAAGGAAAAAGACAGAGAAAGAGAACGAAGCAACACACCGGAGUACCCGGUUGUUGAUAUGUGCAUUCCUGAAGCAAACGGACAUUCACCUGCGCAUAGCAGCACCAGUCAGUCGGGUAGGUCUGGAAGCGGCUCUGUGGGGAUGCCUGGAGCCACAGGAGGUUCUGCAGCAGCGCCGGCAGCUGGAGGAGUAGUGGUAGAUCUGACUCUGGACUCCUCCUCUGAGGAGGAAGGUGGCGAGGCUGGAGGGGACAGUGAUGACACAGAGGACAGCGCUGAUAGUCCAGCCCCGAAAAGGGGCCGAUACAACUACGACAAGGACCUGGUCACUGCAUACUGACCCUGCAGCUCUGUCCCUCCUCACAGACUGACAUGCUGAGGCAGAGAGGCAGGAGGCGGGGCUUGAAAUUUGAGGACAGGAACACAGUCACCCUCUAGAUGCCACAACUGUCUGGUCCUCGAGCAUCAGAGCAUUUUAGCAGCUCUAGUUUGAUUUCAAACAAAAUAAACACACACUCAAACAUGUUCUGUCAUGACUCUUGAGCUUAGAGUGAGAGGGGUCCUCUUUAUCUGCACAUCUGUGGAAGCAGCUCUGUUUGCCCAGUCACCACCUUGCAGAGAGACUCUGUACCGUCCUGCCUCCACUAGAACCACUGACCGGAUCGAGCAUCCCCCCCUGCUCCACCUCAGCCUUUUUCCCCUUCUCAGAUUCCUCCCCAUCCCUUUGUAUAAACCCCAAAUGACCGGCUCUUUUAGCCAUGGACUGAUACUCACUCUUUGCAUCUGGGUUUUGUCACAUUGUUUAGGAGCUUGCAAAAUAACCGGCUUCUUGGUAGCUUUUUGAUGAAGGGUUAAAAAAAAAAAAAAGAAACUUAAGGCAUGAAAUUUUUAGAGGACAACAAUAUUUUGGGAAUCUAUAACAAUGAUUUAAAAUUUGAGUUAUCAUUCUUAGAAAUUCAUCUUUAUGGUCACCAUGGCGUCUGCUUUCAGUUUUUACUUGGUCCUAAAGAGAACCUACCUCAGUCAUUAAACGCUUUGCAGACUGGCCAGGGAGUUGGUUUGAAACAAGUGGACAGACAACAGUUUCUAAAUCCAAUUUUUUUCUGGCCUUUUUUUUUUAUAUAUAUAAACACUUUUCUAUCCUUUUGUUCCAACCAGCCAUUUUCUCUUCACAGCAACAAUAAAACCCAUUUGAACGGUAGUCGGUGUGAGUAUUACCAGGCCAGUGGUGGCGAUGAGGGAAGCAGAGAUUUGAGAGUUAAAAAUAUUCAGAAAAAACAAAUGGAAAUUUAGGAGUCCCACAAACAUGUUAUACAUCAAUGUGACUGUACUGGUAUGGUUCUAAAGCAGAAGCGGUUGUUGGCAGGAGCUGGUUAUGGAGGUUUGGUGCCUUUUUUAUUUAAUUUUUUUUUUUUUUUUUUUUUUAAGGGGGCGGGUGGUUUGUUAAGUGGUGGAGAUUUAAUCCCAUUACCUUAAGUCCAUCUUAGGAAGCCAGAAAGGCGAGAGCUCAGUUUGAGGUGUUUUAGUUUUUUUCCUGCUGAGUGUUUUGAGUCAAAUUAACAGAUCCGGAUGCUAAAUGCUGAUAACUUUUCAGCUUGGAAUUAUUUAUUUGAUAUGUAUUUUUUUAUAGUUGCUGGUUAGUUGAGCAACCCUUGGCUUCAGCUUGUGCUGUUACUUUCAGUGGCAUCUGGACUUGGAGGGAUUUUGCUGUGGGCAACUGAUAGCUUGAAGGUCAGUGGCUCUACUCUGGAUAAAGAGUGCUAGCUAGAUCAAACUCUGCGUUAAUGCAUUUUUCUGAUGCAAUAAUCUUCACCCCACCCCUCCCUACUUGGUCACAAAGGGUCCUGUUUGCAUCCGACAGCUGCUCCCUUCCUCUCCAACCCUGUUUUUCAGGCUCUUAUCUAAGUGAGGUUGUAUCUAUUAGCUGGAGUAAAAUGAGACCAUAUUUGCUGCGUUCUAAAGACUCUAAUGUAUCUCAGCCUCUGCACUAGUGUAAAUAUUUGAUGCCUGCCUCCCGGAUAAAGAUGCUCUGCCUAGAUGUUUAGGCUUCAGAUUUAUUUCUUGUAUAAAAAAAAUCGUGUUGCUAGAGGUCUGCUUUUAUGUAAUACUUUGAGAUGUUUUGGGUUUUUUUUUUUUUCUUAGUCUGAAAGACUCUUGUGUAGCAAAUGAUAAACAGGGACUUUUAAACCAGUUCUCAUAUAUUACUCUAGGAAUCCAGGACAGGUCUCUAUGAAAGUUGCAGUGCUGCUUCACUGUGAGAGUGUUGGGUUCAGUCCAGGUCCACAGGGUGUGCUCUCCAUGUUGCAGUUUUAACAGGUUGAUCUUCUGGUUUUCUUUAGCCUGGCUCAGGUGCACUGUAAUCACCCGUGGUUUUGGAUUCUGAAUGUUGCAGGUGCAUCGUCUGAGUAGAUGGCUCAAGAGUAAUUCAUUCAGAUCUUGUCUUCCAUUUUUUUUUGUUUCCCCUCCCUACCUUGAAAUGCAUAUGGAAUAGAUACAAAGGGGAACGAUGAUGGCGAUCCACCCUAAACCGACGGCACUUUGCCUGUAAGAGAGAACAGGAUACUCCAUAGAGGGGUCUUUGAACCAAAAUGGAGAACUCUAAUACUGGUCUUUCACUUGGAAAUUGCAAUUUAUAGACAUAAAGAUGAAGUUUUUUUUUUUCCUUCAUUUAUUGUGAGGUGGUCUCUGACUUCUCGUGGGCUGAUGGUCAAAGAUGAGGCGGUGUGGGUUGCUACUGUGGAACUGAGCCUCAGUUCUUUUUGUAGUGGCAUCCAUUAUUGAAAAACAAAUCGUAAGGUAAUAUGCGCAGAGGCUUACAAUUGAUGUAAAUGUUUUGUUUUUGUUUAGUUUUUUUUUAUAUGUUCCUAUUUAGACAAUAAAAUAUUUUAUCAAGCCUUGAAUUGCCUUCGAUUCUUACAGGCAAACAGACAAUAAGAAGCUGUUGAAAUGCAGCGCCACUGGACUCCUGAUGCCACUGAGAACUGAAAGGACCGGUUAAAGUGGGGAUUUUCCUUUGUACCAAAUGCACAGAUGUGGUGACACGUUUGUUGCCUGUCGAGGAUGAAACUGUAAAAUUGGAAAUGAUCGUAUUAUAACAGCUGUUAUUGAUGUGUUGAAUUAAUUAAAGUCAGUUCUUAAGAAAA
Messenger RNA from Cyprinodon tularosa, 4409 nucleotides. RefSeq names its product protein inhibitor of activated STAT, 4a (gene pias4a). Gene Ontology annotation, biological process: regulation of transcription by RNA polymerase II; protein sumoylation. Lineage: Eukaryota; Metazoa; Chordata; Actinopteri; Cyprinodontiformes; Cyprinodontidae. The record is from RefSeq and is a predicted model, not a curated record. The coding region runs from base 80 to 1606 and encodes 508 amino acids. The transcript is spliced from 11 exons. Gene Ontology annotation, molecular function: transcription coregulator activity; zinc ion binding; SUMO ligase activity.